AUGCAUAAGAUGAUACAUAUGAUUAAAGCUCCUAUUAUAAUUCUUCAAGAAACAAAAAUGAUGCAUUGUUCAUCUUUGGACAUUAAGCAGAUUUGUGGAUACAAGAAUGUUGGCUGGACUUUACAACAAUCUGUAGGGAGCUCGGGUGGUAUGCUAAUCCUUUGGGAUAGUGAUUUUGUGGAAGUUUCUGACUCACUCGUUGGUGAUUAUACUCUUUCAAUGCUCUGUACAAACAAGUUUGACAACUUUCAGUGGGUUCUCACGAAUGUUUAUGGGUCGAACAAACCUGUUGAGCGAACUGAUUUUUGGAUUGAGCUUGAUAAUAUUUGUAGAUAUUGGAUCAAUCUUCCUUGGUGUAUUGGUGGAUACUUCAACACAAUAACCAAGUGUGCUGAGAAGAAGAAUUGCAAGACGAUUACAAGAAGUAUGCAGAAGUUCAACCAUUUCAUAGUUGAACAUGACCUGAUUGACCUGCCCCUAAAGGGAGCAAGAUACACUUGGUCAAAUGGUCAAGCAAACACGGUAAUGUGCAGAUUAGACAGGUUUCUUAUCUCCCCAUCCUUUGAACAACACUUCCCGUUUGUUACCCAAUUAGCCAGACCCACCUCUGAUCACAUCCCACUCCUUUUAGAUAUUUCCGACCCAUCAUGGGGACCUAGUCCUUUUAGGUUUGAAGUUAUGUGGUUCUUGGAGAAUGGAUUCUUACAAUUAUUAGAAGAUUGGUGGAUUUCUUUUUGUUUUGCAGGUACUCCUAGCACUGUUCUAUGGUUGAAGUUAAAAGCACUUAAAGAGAAGCUAAAAAUCUGGAACAAAGAGGUAUUUGGUCACACCAACACGAGGCUGAAUGCUAUUCUCUCUGAUAUUCAAACACUUGAUGGACUUGUGGAAGAUAAUAUUCUUAAUGAAGAGGAGCGGAUUAUGCAACUUCAGAACAAAGUGGAGUUUGAGAAGAUUUGA
Messenger RNA from Papaver somniferum (opium poppy), 957 nucleotides. RefSeq lists its product as uncharacterized. The transcript has a single exon. Gene Ontology annotation, molecular function: catalytic activity. The record is from RefSeq and is a predicted model, not a curated record. NCBI's taxonomy places the organism in Eukaryota, Viridiplantae, Streptophyta, Magnoliopsida, Ranunculales, Papaveraceae. Bases 1 to 957 code for a protein of 318 amino acids.